AUGGCGUCGCUGCCUGGCGCUGAGGCCAAGAUGGCGGAACGGAGGCAGUCGGUGGUACGGGACGGUUUGCGGGUUUUCAUCCUUUGCCUCUGUUGGUACACCGUCAGUUCGGGCGGCAAUGUCAUCAACAAAGUCAUCCUCAACCGGUUCCCGUACCCAGUUACCGUUUCCUUCUUCCACAUUCUCUCCAUCUGCCUCUUCAUGCCGCCGUUGCUCCGCGCCUGGAAUGUCGCCCCGGUCGGGGAGCUGCCGCCGCGCUACUUCAGCCGCCUCCUGCUGCCGCUUGCCUUCGGCAAAUACUUCGCCUCGGUGUCUGCCCACAUCAGCAUCUGGAAAGUGCCCGUCUCCUACGCGCACACAGUCAAGGCCACCAUGCCUAUUUGGGUGGUUCUUCUGUCCCGUCUCAUCAUGAAAGAGAAGCAAACUACAAAGGUCUACAUAUCAUUGAUUCCUAUAAUAUCCGGAGUCUUCUUAGCAACAGUGACUGAACUUUCCUUUGAUGUCUGGGGACUCAUUAGUGCACUUGCUGCCACUCUCUGCUUCUCUCUUCAGAACAUCUUCUCGAAGAAGGUGCUGAGGGAUACACGGAUGCAUCACCUUCGACUCCUGUAUAUCCUCGGAUGUUAUGCUGUCGUUUUUAUGGUUCCAACUUGGGUCCUUGUCGAUGUCUCUGCAUUUUUUGUAAACAGCUCAGUAACUGAUGUCUCCCACUGGUACUGGACCCUCAUAUUGCUUAUCAUCAGUGGCUUCUGUAAUUUUGCUCAAAACAUGGUUGCCUUUAGUAUUCUGAACCUCAUCAGCCCACUCAGCUACUCUGUGGCCAAUGCCACGAAGAGGAUCAUGGUGAUUUCAGUAUCGCUAAUCAUGCUGCAGAACCCAGUCACUUCCACCAAUGUCAUAGGGAUGAUGACUGCCAUCGUUGGGGUUUUCGCCUAUAACAAGGCUAAAUAUGAUGCCAACCAAGAAGCCAAGAGAAAGUUGCUCCCAGUCACCUCUGGGGAUCUUGUGUCUCUUGAUCGGCAUGAAGAACUGUCUGUUGAUCAGAAGGGACAAAUGAAUGGGACUGUGCUGUAUUCUCAAUACACGGACUACCAGUAUGGACGGAAUGGCCUGCUGGCUGAACAGUUGCAGUACAACCGGCAAAGUGCCCUUGGAACCACUCAUGUUUCCAACCGCUUUGAUGUCUAAACAUGUCUUAACUUCACCCUUAACUUAUUCUACAUACAAUCAGGAACUCCUGGUUAGCCCAUAGAUUUUAGAAAGAGGUCUCGGUCUGAGGCCCUACUUUUUUUAUUUUAUGGUAAUGAAGAGAACACUGUAACUCAGACUUUGAUGAAGGUACAUUUUGCACCUUGUCUGUUGUUUUGUGCAUGUGAGGCGUUCAUUCUGCCUCGAAAUUGUUGGAGUGGGGGGGAGAGCGUGUGAGAUGUUUACUUCAGAUAAGCAUUAUUGUGGUUAAGUUAUAAACUACCUGCACAAGAACAUCUUAGAGAAAUACGAUAAAGAUAUUAAAAUCAUUAAAAGACCCAAGUAGCCCAAUAUUAAACACCUCCCCCCGCAGCCCCCCCCCACCCCGCAACCACCACCCAAAACCUCGUCAGAAGGUCUACUGUUGCAGUUCCUCCAUUUUUACAGGUGAUGAUUUGUUAAUGAUCUGUUUAGGCAGAUAGGUACUUAUUUGUCUGUGAUUCAUGAAUUAGGGAGUAUUGAUCAAAUGAAUCCAAUAAUUGCUACACUGUAAUGUAAAUAUAAUGUAUCCAUGAGUUUUCCAUUGGGAGGAGGGAAAUCCCAUUACCUUGAAGUUGAGAUGUUCCUGUACGACCUGUAUAUCCCCUUAGUACCCCAGCUUGUCUGUUAACCAUAUAUUCCCAGGUCAGUCCAGAUUUAAUCCAAAUUUUUAAAAAAACUGGUGUGUACAGCAGAGGUAGACUCCAUUAUGAUUACACUAAGUUUAAAUAAUUCAAUUUAGCAUAGCAACUAAAGUUUCUGUGAGCAACCAAUAUUAACAAUCUGAUAUGGUGACCAAACUGCUGAUUGCACUUUGUCUGUCUUGUGUCCCCACACAGUUACGUUUAAUUGAAUUGGAACAAAUUUGAUUCAGACUGGCUCAGUGGUUAGCACUCUUAACUCUAAAGGUUGUGGAUUUAGGCCCAACUCCAGAGAUCUGACCACAGAAUCUGAGCUGACACUUUGAUGCAGUACUGAAGGAGCUCUGUGACGUCAAAGGUAUUAAUUUUUCAAAUAAGACAUUAAGCGAAAGCCCUGCAAUUUUAUUUGAUGUAAAAGAUCCCAUGGCACUAUUCAAGACACUAUCUUAACCAACUUUUAUCCCUCAACAAUAUCACCAGAAACUGAUAAUCAAGGCAUUAUCUCAUUUGCUGUUUGCAUACAGCACAGUCUGUCAAAUGAUUUGAUACAUUUCCUACAGUACAACAUUCAUUACACUUUGUAAUAAAUUGGCUGUAAAGGACUCAGGACUUGCUAUGAUGGUGAAAAGCACUGGAUAAAUGUAGAUUUUUCAGUUUUUUUUCUUUUUAAUCAGUCCGAUGAGUAUUGCAAUAUUUCAGGUCCAUAAUGGUAAGGAGAUUUCAGCAUGCAGAGUUAGCGCAAAUCCACAAUGUAAUAAAAAAUGGAAUGAUGUGCAAGUUCAGGGUGGGAACAAAUGUAAGCACUCAGUCUCCUUAUAAAGAAUGAACAAAUCAGAAACUGAAGUAAAAAAAAGAAAUUUCUUUAAGUGCUCAGCAAGUCAGCCUACAACUGUGAAGAAAAGAUAUAUUUGCCAUUUUGGGAGUGUGCUUUUUCCAAGAAGGAUAUAUAUAUGAAACAUAAAUCUGUUUGUCUUCACAGCUGCAUACUUAUAGUACUAUUUGCUGUAAUUCUAAACCCGAUGUUGUGCCAUUCACAAACUCGUAAGAAUCAGUUUCCUUUCCUUUGGUUGUUUUUACGCUGCUUUCUCUCCAAGAAUCAGUUUGUUCUGAAUUUGCUGCUUGAAUCUAGUACCAGUACCUGUUAUUGCAAAGUUACGUUAAAUUGCUUCAUAAAUGAAACCUGUUGCUUGCAAAUCCCAGAAUGAGUAAAUACCAAAGUCAUUUGGCCAAGUUGGAAGUUAGCACUGAUCAAAAAGAGAUAUCACUGUUAUUAAUGAGUGACCAAUGGUCGUACUGGCUAAAAGGGAAUUUAUUUUUGAUUUGCACAUUAUACAGUUUUGUUGCCCUUGUUUCUUCACAGCCUUUUUUACAUGCUUUGUUAACAUUGUCUAUGUAACUCUUUCUCUGUCAGACUUACUGUCUUUGUCUAUUUUUUCUCACAUUGAAUUGUAUCCAAUUUAAAUGUCCUAACAAUAUGUUCCAUUUCCAGUUUCAUUGCUUUAUUUUUAAUGCUGUCUCGUGAUCAUUGCAGCAUCUGUGCAGUUUCAAGAUGCACUCAGCAAAGCAUUACAAUUUUUUUGUGAAAUUCUGAAUGUUAUGAAUAGGAGAUGUACUUUUUAACAUUCAUAAUUAUAAUUAAAGCUAACCAGUAAGCACUUACCUUCAUGGAAGUUUCAUGAGUCAUAGAAUGAAUGAAGGUGGUGGCCUGAUUUGCAGUAAGUAAGGAAAUUCUGUUUAUUGCCUGACACCCUGCAAGUACUUAAUCUCUUUGAUAGAAGGAAAUGGGAAAACAGUGCUCCUCCUUUGUUCAGUCUUUUACUGAGCCUGAGGAGUCAGUGCUCCCGGCCACUUCAAGUGAAAACUAAUCUUUACAUGGUACCUGAUACCAUCACCAUGUUGAUCCUGUCCAUUGACUGCAUGUCUACUUCAAAAAUCUCUGUACAUUUUAAAGGUCAAGUGGGCUUUUGAGAUCUCAAGGGGCUGAUUUUAUUAUUUACUUCUGGUUAGUAAGGAUUCCUGUUCUUAAAAUCAGUCCAUGUCCCCCACACCUAUCAAACCAACUUUCUCAAGGUACAGUUGAAGUUUUUUCUUUGUCUCUGUCUUGCAAAACUGUGCAAUGGAUUUAGGCUGCAAGUUAUUCUUUACUACAGGAAUAGUCAUUAGCAUUUGUACUUAAUGGGACCUUACUGUACAUAAAUUGGUUGCUAUGUUUCUAAUAUUACAACAGUGGCUGCCUUUAAGUGCUUCAUUGUCUGUAAAGCACUUUGGGAUUUUGAGAUCAUGAAUAAGACUAUAUAAAUGCAAGUCUUUCAUUUUUUUAAAAAAAACAAAAUCCACACAUUAUAUAGAAUAACCUUUGGAUUUCUCUAGGAGCCAUCACAGUUGUUUUCAGUCAUGACUGUGCACUUAUUUUCCACUUAUGCGUGAUAAAUUUGUAAACCUGUUUUUAGAUCAUGAUGGUACAACCUGUAGUGAAUGCUGGAGAAGCGCUCAUUCAAUUUGGCAACUUUACAAUUACUUUCAGCUGUGGAACAACUGGAUUGCAUAAUCAUCCACACUGUUUGAGUCCUAACUGAGAAUUAACUCGAGCAAUCACUAUUCCCCAAAACACUGAACUGUUUGAUCCAGUUCAGGAAUAGCAUUUAUUUAACGUGCUUUGUGACAUUUUCUUGUAAAUACUAUUGAAAUUUGAAAUUAAGUCUACCUCUGAGUGUUUAUUUUCGAUUGUAUAGUGGCUGUAUGAAAAUACCAGUGAAUUAUAUUCCUUUGUUAUAGAUCACUGGGAUGAGUUUAAAAAUGAGUUCAAGUUUGUUCUGACUUGGAGAGAUUAUCUCAAUGAAUGGAGAUAUGUAAUAAAAUGGAUAAUUCUGUAGCUAAAAUUCUGUCACAAAUAUAGGAAAUCAGGGUUUGCUUCUCGAAUUGAAAUCGGUCAAUUGUGUGUUGUGCAGUCUUACAUAAUCAGUGGAGUGAAAUGUUCUAAGUGACCAAACACUGGCCAGAUGUUUUCAGAAAUUACAUACAGGGUGCUUGGGCUGCAAGGGUAGAAGUUGAGGAUUACAGGAACUUGGUACCCAGAGAGAAAAUGAGGUGCUAUUUCCUGACUUCCUCAUUAUUUCUAAAGCUUAAUUUUUUGAUCAGAUGUUAAUAGAAGAUGAAAUUCACUUUAUUAACAAGUCUUUGUUAAUUUUUAGAUUGAAACUGUCAUCUUUUUGAAGUUUUAAGGAGGAAAUAUUGCUGAGCAAUUCAUCACUUCAAAGUUUCACUCAUUUUCUCAUUGGUAUUAACUUCAUGAUUAGUGCAGCUGUAUCACUCUCUCAUGCAUUAUGGUGAAAAUUGUGCUUUGCAAUCUAAAAGUGAAUUAAGAAAAUAAAUUCGUUUUAGUCUCAAAGUAUAAGACAGAAUACAUGAUCUAAAAAAAUGUAGUGCUGAGUGGAGACAUUGGUGGUUUUGCAUUUGCCCCUUGCACCUUUUUCUGGCAUCAGUGUGCGUUUUAUAAAUAAAGUUUAAGAAAAAUGCAAAUGUUGGGAAUCUGAAAUUAGAACAGAGAAUGCUCUGAGUAUUCACAUAAAAGCAAAAUACUACAGAUGCUGGAAAUCGGAAACAAACACUGAGAAAUCGAGAGAAACUCAGCAGAUCUGGCAGCAUCUGUGGUGAGAGAAAUAAUAUUUCAAGUUUUAUUUUUUCAAAACUUUUAUCUUCUGCAGUUUUAAGGAAGAAGUCUGAAGGAGAGUUGUACCAGAUACAAAAUGUUAACUGUUUCUCUCUCUCUCUCCGUGGACGCUGCCAGACCUGCUGCUCUAGCUUUCUCUGAUGCUGUGAACAUUCAGCAGGUUUGGCAUCAACUGCAGAGAGCGAGGGAGAAGAAAAUAGUGUAAUAGAUGGGAAACAUUAAUUAUGUUCUUUUUCUCUCCUCAAAUGAAGCCAGAUGUACUGAGUGUUUCCAGCAUUUUCUGUUUUUAUUUCUGUUUGGACCACUCUGUUUUGUGCCACCUAACUAGCAGGUGAAAGGGAAACUUCCCUGGUAUUAAACAUGAUUCUUGUUCUGAUUCAGAUCUUUGCUUUCUUUUGUUACUUUUCGAGAAAGGUUCUCACCAUUGUAUACUCUAAAAUACAUAAGCAGUGGGACCUGUUUGAAAAACUGGAUAUCUUUAGGAUUUUUCCCCUUUUAAUUUGUGAUGUUUUAAAAUGUGUGAAGAUGUUUCCAGAUCCAUGUAUUAUUGCACGUUUCCCCCACGUGGCAGUAUUGUUUCUCGCGGUCAAUGGUUGGAAGUCAAUGGAGGUGAAUGUAUGUGUGCCAACCCUCACUAAUAUAUCAUGUCUAUCUGUGGAAUGUUUUUAAUGUUAAUGGAAAAAAAAAAGUGACUCUUAAAUUAAUAAAGUGAAAGGAGAAGCCA
Rhincodon typus (whale shark) is the source of this 6262-nucleotide messenger RNA. RefSeq names its product solute carrier family 35 member E1 (gene slc35e1). NCBI's taxonomy places the organism in Eukaryota, Metazoa, Chordata, Chondrichthyes, Orectolobiformes, Rhincodontidae. The coding region runs from base 1 to 1188 and encodes 395 amino acids. Gene Ontology annotation, cellular component: Golgi apparatus. The transcript has 6 exons. Gene Ontology annotation, molecular function: antiporter activity. The record is from RefSeq and is a predicted model, not a curated record.